Messenger RNA from Symbiodinium pilosum, 576 nucleotides. NCBI's taxonomy places the organism in Eukaryota, Dinophyceae, Suessiales, Symbiodiniaceae. The record is from the annotation of a GenBank genome assembly.
AUGGCUGUCAAGCGCAGCAUUGUGGCCACAGUGUUUGGUGCAGCGGUGGCAAAUUUGCUGCCGGUCUUUUUCCUCCAAGCCAGUGUGAGCAGCGUGUCUGCCAAAUGGGCCUGGAUGACCAGCCCACCGAAGUGUGCCUCAGCGUCGCCCAGCACUUGGGACUUCGAUGGCGAAGCCACGAUUGCUGCAGGUGCAACGGGAACCGUCACCUGCAAAGAUGGAGGUACCGCAUCUGUCGCCACAGUCACCUGUCCCUCCAGCAACUCGGCAGCCACCAUGUCCUCCCAGGAUCCGGAUUGGUGGGGCACUUGUGGUUUUGGAUCGUCAUGCCUUUCCGACAAGAGCAUCGGAACCGGUGUCACCUGCACUGGUGGUGCUACGACCACCACCACGACAACAUCAACAGCAGCUGAUGACGGCAGCAGCACCACGACAACAACUGGCGCCGACAGCUCCACAACAACUACCACGACGACGACUACCACCUCAGAUGGUACCCUGACAAACAGCGGAAGCGGACGCCUAGCGGCCGUGUGUGCAACUUCCCUGCUCUUGGGUGUCGCGGCCUUUCAGUGA